Messenger RNA from Emys orbicularis (European pond turtle), 2023 nucleotides. RefSeq names its product coiled-coil domain containing 149 (gene CCDC149). The record is from RefSeq and is a predicted model, not a curated record. The transcript has 13 exons. Bases 1 to 1890 code for a protein of 629 amino acids. NCBI's taxonomy places the organism in Eukaryota, Metazoa, Chordata, Testudines, Emydidae.
AUGAGCUUCAAUCGCACGGAGAGCGACUGGCAGGGGCUGGUGGGCGAGUAUCUCAUAUGUAAAAGAAAGCUAGAAAGUAAAAAGGAAGCAUUGCUGAUACUUUCCAAGGAACUGGACACAUGUCAACAGGAGAGAGACCAGUACAAGCUUAUGGCCAAUCAGCUGCGGGAACGUCACCAGUCACUGAAAAAGAAAUACCGGGAGCUGAUUGAUGGGGAUCCCUCUCUUCCUCCUGAAAAAAGGAAACAGGCUAAUCUUGCCCAACUAUUGAGUGAUUCUCGGGAUCGAAAUAAGCAUCUGGGAGAAGAAAUUAAACAACUUCAACAAAGACUGGGAGAAGUACAAGGAGACAACAAGCUCCUUAGAAUGACAAUAGCAAAACAAAGACUUGGAGAUGAAGAAGUUGGGGCGCGCCACUUUGCAGCACACGAGCGUGAAGACCUUGUUCAGCAGCUGGAGAAAGCACGAGAACAAAUUGAGACUCUGGAACAUGAUCUUCAAGCCGCGUUGGAUGAGCUGCAGGAUGUAAAGGAAGAACGCUCUUCUUAUCAAGAUAAAACAGACCGACUCAACCAAGAGCUUAAUCACAUCCUGGGAGGACAUGAAAAUCGCAUCAUUGAUGUAGAUGCCCUGUGUAUGGAAAACAAAUACCUUCAAGAGAGAUUAAAGCAACUUCAAGAGGAGGUCAACCUUCUUAAAUCUAAUAUUUCUAAGUACAAGAAUGCUCUAGAGAGACGGAAAAAUUCAAAGAUUCACAGUAGAUCCAGCAGCAGUGCACUGACUGGAGUCCUUUCUGCAAAGCAAGUCCAAGAGUUGUUAUCGGAGGACCAUGGUUGUAGCCUACCCGCCACGCCGCAGUCCAUUUCAGAUCUCAAAUCUUUGGCUACUGCCUUGCUGGAGACUAUCCAUGAGAAAAACAUGGUCAUACAACACCAAAGGCAAACCAACAAAAUUCUAGGUAAUCGGGUGGCAGAAUUAGAGAAGAAGCUGAGAACUUUGGAAAUUUCUGGUUUGUGGAGUCUUCCAGGCCUGAGCUACAAUGUCUCAGUGGGAUUUGGGAGUGGAAAAGAUACCAUAACAUUCAGUGACCCAACCCUGCCUGUUCUACAGAGGUCAAGAUCGCCAUUGCUAACAUUUGCUGACAAGCCACAACAGAAUCAAGCACAGAGGCAUGAAGCAAAACAGAAUGGAAAACAAGAUGAAAUUUAUGCUGUUUCAACAGAGUUGACAGUUCCAGAGGAAGCUGCUACGGUCUACGACAAUUCCCAAGCAAACAUAAAUAACAGUAACCAAACUAAGCCUUUUCAUCCCUCAUUACCCAAGUUUCCUUCUGAGGAGGAAGAAAUAAACAGUCUUGGAAGUAAAAUAAUUAAAUUGACAGAAGAACAGGCAGCUGCAGAACUGGAAGGGAGCAGAACAGAAAGUCUACCGGAGGGCCGGAGUACAAUGGACCAAUCCGAACUUAGCAGCUCAUCCAAGGAAGAGUCCCCCUUAUCCAGCCCUGACCCAUUUGACCCUGCGGAGCCAUCAAACUCCAAGAAUGAGCAUGCAGCUGAAAAUUGGGUCCUGAAAGACCGUGAGGCAAUCUCAGAGAAUGAAUGUGAAAAUGUAAGUAAGAGAAAGGGUGGAAAUGGCAACACACUGGACGCUGAAGACACAGAAGGAUGUGGAGAACUAACUGUUUCAACCUCUGACUUGAGCAACAUCUCCAGUAAUCCCCCUGAACCUGAGUGUGACAAAUCAUCUGAUCCUUCUGAAUGCUCUGAAUAUUUGGAUAACAGCAUGGCUUGUGGUAUGAAAUCCAAGAUCUCAAGCUUCUCCCUUUCAUCCUCUUACAGUGGAAGCUGUACUGCCAUGAAUACGGAUAGUCACCAAAUUAAUCUGCCAUAGAAUUGGGUUUUUUACAUCGGUCUGUCAGCAUUUGUCCAUUAAAAAGAUGUUUUUCUAUUAACAUUGACUGUGCUUAACCAAAAUAAUGUAAAUAUAUAAAAUGGAUAGGACUUGAAAAUGAUGGGGGCCAGGG